AGAUUGGCGUGAACUCCUCUUGGAUCACGCAUGCGCCAGUCGUUCGAGAGCACGAACGAAUCACCACAGGGCCAUCAUGGAGAGAAAAGUUUUGGCGCUGCAGGCUAGGAAGAAACGGGCCAAGAAGAAGUCCACCAAGAAGCCCCAGGGGAGCGUGAGAGGGGCGGUGCGGGAGCAGCGGGAGCAGCAGACUGAAGCAGCCCAGCAGGAGCCCGAGGAGGAGAUCCUCGGCUCGGACGACGAGGAGCAGGAGGACCCUAAUGACUACUGCAAAGGUGGAUAUCACCAUGUGAAGAUCGGAGACCUUUACAAUGGAAAGUACCAUGUGAUCCGCAAACUGGGCUGGGGCCACUUUUCCACUGUGUGGCUGGCCUGGGACAUCCAGGGUAAGAGGUUUGUGGCCAUGAAGGUGGUGAAGAGUGCCGAGCAUUACACAGAGACGGCCCUGGAUGAGAUCAAGCUGCUCAGAUCGGUGAGAGAAACGGACCCUGUGGACCCCAACAAGGACAAAGUAGUUCAGCUGCUGGAUGACUUCAAGAUCUCCGGAGUCAACGGAACCCACGUGUGCAUGGUGUUUGAGGUCCUGGGCCACCAUCUUCUCAAGUGGAUCAUCAAGUCCAACUACCAGGGCCUGCCAUUACCCUGUGUUAAGAGCAUCAUUCGACAGGUUCUGCAGGGUCUAGAUUACCUGCACUCCAAGUGUAAGAUCAUCCACACAGACAUCAAGCCGGAGAACAUCCUGAUGAGUGUUAACGAGCCCUACGUCAGGCGCCUGGCUGCGGAGGCCACAGAGUGGCAAAGAGCAGGAGCUCCACCGCCCUCAGGCUCCUCAGUGAGCACAGCACCUCCACCAAAACCGGCUGCAAAGAUGUCUAAGAACAAGAAGAAGAAGCUGAAGAAGAAGCAGAAGAGGCAGGCCGAGCUGCUGGAGAAGUGCAUCCUGGACCUGGAGGAGAUGGAGCGCUGCCCCGACGCCGCUGACGAGGAGGACGACGACGACCCGCAGUCCCCCAAGAGCCCCGUCUGCGCCCCGCUUCGACAGGUCUCGCUGCAGGAGAUCGCCUAUGAGGAGCAAGGAGAUGAGGUUUGCGCGCGUCUGUGCCCGGCGGAGACCAACUGUAACGGCUUCGUGGCCAGUGGUGCCCCCAGCGUGCCAGAGCAGGAAGAGCCACGUGCAGAAGAGGAGGUGGCAGCGCCACCACCACCAGCACCAGCACGGGCGGAGUGGGAGAUAGAGCAGGACCAGCACAGUACCGAUGCCAACACCACCAGCACCACUGACCCAGAACCAAGCCAGACCCAGACCCAGACAAGUCCUCCAGACCAGCUCUUGGACCUGAACCAGGACCAGCCACCGGUCCCUCAGGACUACCAGUGCUGCAACGGCAUGGAAUCCCCCGAGCCGCAGGCCAACGGAGAGGGCAGUCAGGCCGACUCCACCCCCUCAAGCCCAUUGGAGGAUGGGGAGCACAGAAGUCCACAUCAACCAGGCAAGCAGGAAGGGGCCGGCGACGGUCACGACAACCUCGGAAACACUAAGAUUGUGGCUGGAGACUUGCUGGUGAAUCCUCUGGAGCCUCUUAACGCCGACAAGAUCAAGGUCAAGAUCGCUGACUUGGGCAACGCCUGUUGGGUGCACAAGCACUUUACGGAGGACAUCCAGACGCGGCAGUAUCGCUCACUAGAGGUGCUGAUUGGAUCUGGGUACAACACGCCUGCAGACAUAUGGAGCACUGCCUGCAUGGCCUUUGAACUAGCCACAGGGGAUUAUCUGUUUGAACCUCAUUCAGGAGAAGAUUACUCUCGAGACGAAGACCACCUUGCUCUGAUUAUUGAGCUGUUGGGGAGCAUCCCCCGCCAUUAUGCGCUGAGUGGGAAAUUUUCACAGGAAUUCUUCGGCCGCAGAGGUGAUCUGAAGCACAUCACCAAGCUGAAGCCAUGGGGUCUGCUGGAGGUGCUGGUGGACAAGUACGAGUGGCAGCGCGAGGAGGCCGAGUGCUUCACUGACUUCCUGUUGCCCAUGCUGGAGCUCAUCCCUGAGAAGAGGGCCACGGCCGCAGAUUGCCUGCGUCACGCCUGGAUCGCGCCUGCCCCUUAGUGGCCCACACCGGGAACUGCACCCCCACUUCACCCAACCCCACAUAGGAGCCACCUCUGGACUACAUCUGGCACUAUUCAACAGGAUCUGUGGAUGAGAGAGGUAAAUCUGCACCAGAGCAGGGCCAGGUGUGGACCAGAGGUGGCCUCUAUUCGGGGCGGUUACCCCCACCACCCCCAAGACCUGUCCCCACUUCUGAACUGAUACCCAUGAAAAGGCCCAGUUGUGGACUGCCUCCACCACCCCUGGAUUGCCUCCUAGUGGCUGAUGCUGGGAAUGACACCCUCUGACCUGCUCCAGGUGGCCCCUAAGCUAAAACUCAGGUGGCUGCUACCUGGGCAUAUGCCCCCCACCCCUGCCCCCCUCUCUCUUGGCCCGGAUCUGACACCCACAAAGAGGCUAGGCUAUUGAACAUCUGUGCCACCCCUUGGAUCAUGCUCUGGGGUCUGCCAUCGGCUCUGCCACCUCUGACUAGCGACCUGUUGUAUUCAGGCAGACAGAGCCAUGGUUCUCACUGAAUGGGCGUGCUGCCCCCCCCUCCCCCUAGUGGCCACAGUAGGGUCCUACACUCCGUUACGCCUGUCCCUCUGUGACCGUCUCUUCUCCUGACCAGCCCUUACCCCACGAGAGACUGCAACAGAUCACUUUCCAAUUGGAGCAUAUCUGACAUCUACUUAUUUUGUUUAUUUCUGUGUGUGUGUGUGUGUGUGUGUGUGUGUGUGUAUUUGUGUGUCUGUGAGUAAGUUGGUUUCUCUCUUUCUUUUUCUUUCUUUUUUGUUUGUUCUCUUUGUGUUUGUGUGAGUGUGUGUGAGUUGAGUAUGUGUGAGUGAGUGAGUGAUUGGGUGUGUUCUAAAUAACAUUUUUUUUUCUGUACAUGGUUUGUACUUUUCAUUGUGUUACUUUUGCUCCCCUCUGUGUUUUUUAACUCCAGUUAAGAUGGACUGUAGCCUGAAAAUCUCUGUGUUGUAGGAAUUCUGAGAUGACUUGGGCGUUAUGCUAGACUUUUCUUAGUUAACUCAUUUAUUUUUGGGGCUCACACUCAACUAGUCUCUGCAAAAAAAAAAAAAAAAAACUAAAAAAAAAUGGGGGGAAAAAAAGUUUUGUUACACAGAUACUCUAGUAUUGGAAAUCUGCACAGAAACGGCACUGUGGGAGAGAGUUGUGAGUUUGUGGUUGUGACUUCCACUCAGAGACCGAACUGUGUGCUCUGUCAGGAGAAACCUCAGCCGUUCAGUUUGGGUCUCAGAUGUCAUCACCGACACCUGAUUAAUCAGUGUCAGCUUCCAUUUGUUUUGUUCAAUAGUGUGUUUGUGAAAGAAAGAUUUGUUUUGUCUUCACUGUUCUAAGCCAGUAGAUCAUUAUGUUCCACACACUUAUAGCUGUCAAACACCACAGAAUGAUGAAAAAGAACGUUGUUUAAAAAAAAAAAAAAAAAUCUGCCGUGGGGGUGUGUAUGUUUGUAUGUCUGUCUGUCUGUGUGUGUGUGUGUGUGUGUGUGUGUGUGUGUGUGUGUGUGUGUGUGUGUGUGUGUUUGUGUGUGUGUGUGUAAGUGAGUGAGUACAUGAGUGUGUCGUCUGUGUCUGUAUAUAUCUGUACCAAAGAGUUUGCCUUGAUCUGUAUAUUGCAGCCAUGUACAGUUUUUAAGAAAUCAUACUAUUGUAUCUUAGCUAAGAUUAUUUAGCGGGAUAGUGAUGUUUUAAUAAAGCAUUUGGAAGAAGUGUGCAAACUCA
Molecule: messenger RNA, 3828 nt
Organism: Sardina pilchardus (European sardine)
Lineage: Eukaryota; Metazoa; Chordata; Actinopteri; Clupeiformes; Clupeidae
Gene: srpk1a
Product: SRSF protein kinase 1a
Exons: 16
Coding region: 77-2098 (673 amino acids)
Biological process (GO): peptidyl-serine phosphorylation; spliceosomal complex assembly; regulation of mRNA processing
Cellular component (GO): cytoplasm; nucleus
Molecular function (GO): ATP binding; protein serine/threonine kinase activity
Source: RefSeq, a predicted model, not a curated record